Messenger RNA from Candida tropicalis MYA-3404, 1503 nucleotides. RefSeq lists its product as uncharacterized. Lineage: Eukaryota; Fungi; Ascomycota; Pichiomycetes; Serinales; Debaryomycetaceae. Bases 1 to 1503 code for a protein of 500 amino acids. The transcript has a single exon. Gene Ontology annotation, molecular function: monooxygenase activity; oxidoreductase activity, acting on paired donors, with incorporation or reduction of molecular oxygen. The record is from RefSeq and is a predicted model, not a curated record.
AUGCCAACAAAUACCAAAGAAAACAAACCUAUAAUAUUGAAUGCUUUUUGUAUGGGUACUCUGGGAUUACAAUGUCCAGGAUUAUGGAAAAAUCCAAAGGAUAAAUCUAUCAAUUUUGAUAAGAUUGAACAUUGGAUAAAUUUAGCUAAAUUAUUAGAAAAGGGUAAAUUUAAUGCAAUUUUUUUAGCUGAUGUAUUAGGACCAUAUGAUGUUUAUAAUGGACCACAAAAUUUAAAACCAGUUGCUAUUAGUGGAGCACAAUUUCCAACUAUUGAACCAAGUGCUGCUAUUUCUGCAAUGGCUUCAGUUACUAAAAAUUUAAGUUUUGGAAUUACAUUUCUGACAAUGAGUGAAGCACCAUAUCAUUUAGCUAGAAGAUUAGCAACUUUAGAUCAUUUAACUAAUGGUAGAGUUGGAUGGAAUGUUGUUUCUAGUUAUUUGGAUUCAGCAGCAAGAAAUUUAUUAAAUGGAGAAGAUUUAACUCCACAUGAAGAAAGAUAUAUUAAAACUCAAGAAUAUAUUGAUGUUGUUUAUAAAUUAUUUUUAUCAUCUUGGGCUGAUGAUGCAUUAGAAUUGAAAAAUGGAAUUUAUACAAAUCCUGAAAAAAUUAGAGAAAUUAAUCAUGAUGGGAAAUAUUAUAAAGUUCCUGGAGUUUUUGUAACUCAUCCAACUCCUCAAAGAAUGCCAGUUGUUAUUCAAGCAGGUACUUCUAAACUGGGUAAAGAAUUUGCUGCUCAAAAUGCUGAAAUUGUAUUUAUAACUCAUUUCACUCCUCAAGAAUUAGGUAAACAAAUCUCUGAUAUUAAAAAAAUUGCUAAAGAAAAAUAUGGACGUCCUGAAGGUUCUAUUAAAUUUUUACAAUUGAUUACUCCAAUAGUUGGUAAAACACAUGAAGAAGCAGAAGAGAAAUAUAAAGAGCUUCAACUGUAUGGAGAUCAAGAAGGUGCUCAAGCUUUAUUUUCUGGUUGGACAGGUAUUGAUAUUGGUAAAUAUGGACCUGAUGAAAAUAUUAAUGAGAAUGGUACUAAUGCAGUUAAAUCAUUUUUAAAAUUAUGGAAUAAAAAAUCACCAAAUGAACCUGAAGGAGUUGCUAAAACUAGAAAAGAAAUUGCUAAACAAAUUACUGUUGGUGGAUUGGGUCCGGUUUUUUAUGGUACUGCUGAAGAAAUAGCUGAUGAAAUUCAACAUUGGGUUGAAGUAUCAGGAGUUGAUGGAUUCAAUGUUACUUAUGCCGUUAAUCCUGGAACUUUUGAAGAAUUUAUCGAAUAUGUAAUACCAGAAUUACAAAAUAGAGGUUUGGCACAAUUGGAUUAUCCUAAAGUUCAAGGUGAUCAUACUUUAACUUUUAGAGAACAAUUAUUUGGUACUGAAAGGAAAGAUCCAACUUAUUUCUUAGAAAGUCAUCCUGCUUAUAAUUUAAGAUGGAGAGCUGGUGAAUCUAAAGAUGAAUUUGAAAGAAGAAUUACUAAAAAGAGAAAAUCUCAAACCCAAACUGUUGAGUAA